AUGACCUCAUCACCACCCACAGGCGUCUUCGUCCCCGUCCCAACCUUCUUCAAACCCGCAUCCUCCUCGUCCCUCCAAGCCGCAGUCGACGUCGAAACCCAGAUCCAGCACUCGAUCUUCCUCGCGCAAAAUGGCGUCCGUGGACUUGUCCUGCUCGGCUCGACGGGCGAGGCAAUCCACAUGUCGCGACAGGAGCGCAUCGAUGUGGUCGCUGGCGUGCGCAAGGGACUGAACGACGCCGGAUUCCCAGACUACCCGAUCAUGGCGGGGACUCUGAUCAACAGCAUCGACGAGACGCUGGAGUGGCUGGAGGACUUUAAGAAAGCGGGUGCGCAGUGGGGGCUUGUGCUUGCGCCGGGGUACUUUGGGGCGGCGGCGAGUCAGGAGGGGAUAAGGGAGUGGUAUACUAUUGUAGCGGACAAAAGCCCGUUGCCGAUUUUGAUCUACAACUACCCCGGCGUCACCAACGGCGUGACAGUCACGCCCGAAACAUAUCGCAUCCUCGCCCAGCACCCUAACAUCGUCGGAUGCAAAAUGUCGCACGCCGUCGUCUCAUGGCACAACCAAGUCUCGCUGGACCCCAAGAUCGACCACGGCAAAUUCAAAGUCUACAGCGGAUUGGGCCAGCAGCUCGCUCCCAUCGUCUUCUUCGACGCCGCAGGUGUGAUUGACGGGCUGGCGGCGAUAUACCCCAAGACCGUGUGCACGCUGAUGAAGCUUGCGGAAACACGGCCCAUCACUGAUAAGAAUCUCAAGAGGAUUAAGGAACUGCAGUACACGGUGAGCACGACGGAGGAGUUUAUUGGCAAGUAUGGCAUUGUGGGGAUUAAGGAGGCGGUGAAGAGAGUCACGGGAUAUGGCACGAUGGAGGGUGGAAGACUGCCGAUUAAGGGUAAGCUGCCAGAGGGUGAGUGGGAGAAGUGGAGUGAGGUUUGGGAGAGGAUACAGAAGAUGGAGGAUUCUCUGGGUGAGAAGGAUUUCAAGUGAAAUAUUGGAAUACAGUCAGUUUUUCAAGUCGCAAAAGCAUAUGCCGCGAUUGCCUCUACAUGUCCUGACAUGGGUGAGAGGAACAUUGAACAACCAAGGAGCCCUCAUCUCUAUUUAAUAUGCGUCUUACCCCGCACCACGAGGUUCCGCAUCAAUUUGUAAGCGCUCUCUUCAGCUCUUAGCACGUUUGGACAGGAACUUUUCUAUUGUACGCCAGUCUGGAUAGAUUUGAAUACAUACAAACCUUACUGUUACU
Messenger RNA from Parastagonospora nodorum SN15, 1243 nucleotides. RefSeq lists its product as hypothetical. The record is from RefSeq and is a predicted model, not a curated record. Gene Ontology annotation, molecular function: 4-hydroxy-tetrahydrodipicolinate synthase activity. The transcript is spliced from 2 exons. The coding region runs from base 1 to 987 and encodes 328 amino acids. Lineage: Eukaryota; Fungi; Ascomycota; Dothideomycetes; Pleosporales; Phaeosphaeriaceae.